Molecule: messenger RNA, 3742 nt
Organism: Gavialis gangeticus (Gharial)
Lineage: Eukaryota; Metazoa; Chordata; Crocodylia; Gavialidae
Gene: STX6
Product: syntaxin 6
Exons: 8
Coding region: 1-765 (254 amino acids)
Biological process (GO): Golgi vesicle transport; intracellular protein transport
Cellular component (GO): membrane
Molecular function (GO): SNAP receptor activity
Source: RefSeq, a predicted model, not a curated record
AUGUCCAUGGAGGACCCGUUCUUCGUGGUGAAGGGGGAGGUCCAAAAAGCAGUGAAUACUGCUCAGGGGUUGUUCCAGAGAUGGACGGAGCUCCUGCAAGACCCUUCUAUAGCCACAAGAGAAGAAAUUGACUGGACAACUAAUGAGCUCAGGAACAACCUGCGGAGCAUUGAAUGGGACCUAGAAGACUUGGAUGAAACUAUUAGCAUUGUUGAAGCAAAUCCUCGGAAAUUCAACCUUGAUGCAACAGAGCUGGGUAUAAGGAAAGCUUUCAUCACAAGCACACGGCAGGUGGUCCGGGAAAUGAAGGAUCAGAUGUCAAAUUCAUCCGUGCAAGCAUUGGCUGAAAGAAAAAACAGGCAGGCACUCCUGGGAGAAAGUACAAGUCAGAGUUGGAGCUCUGGAUCAGAUAAAUAUAGCCGUUUGGAUCGAGAGCAGCAAUUAGCAAACUCGCACUUCAUUGAGGAGCAGCAGGCUCAACAGCAGUUGAUUGUGGAGCAGCAGGAUGAGCAGUUGGAGCUGGUCUCUGGCAGCAUUGGGGUGCUGAAGAACAUGUCUCAGCGCAUUGGUGGGGAGCUGGAGGAACAAGCAGUGAUGUUGGAUGACUUCUCUCAUGAGUUAGAAAGCACACACUCAAGGCUUGAUAAUGUUAUGAAGAAGCUUGCCAAAGUCUCUCACAUGACCAGCGAUCGACGGCAGUGGUGUGCUAUUAUCGUUCUCUUUGUUAUCUUACUGGUGGUGCUUAUCCUGUUUUUUGUGCUGUGAUGGACUGACCUCUCUUGAACACUUUUUCCCCUCUUAAAAAAAUGGGGAAAUGAGACUCAGUUUCUGUUUCCGUCCACCCACAGAGAUUCCUGUCAUGAGAACUUGCAUCCGGAUGCUACUGUUGUGUUUUGUGGACUAACACCUGUGGCCUGACUCUUGCAAGCCCCUUCAUUGUCUCAUUUUAAGCCAUCUUGACUUGCCCGAGGGGGAAGAUGGAGGCCUAAAAUUCUUCUGCACCUGAGAGAUACUGCUCUUUGGAUAAUAGGAUCCCUAUCCUGGAUGCAGGGGACUAGCUUUGGACUUUAGAAUAAGGCGGUUUGGAAGGAGUUUACUGCUUAGUAUUUUUCUCUGUUGCAGGUGUGAAGUUUGGAAGCCAUCCUAAACUACCACAUGCUCCUCCAUCCCCUUAUCAAAUGCCAUUCUUGUCAGGUUCAGAAAUAGAACAAUGGUUCCUUAAGAAGUUGUUUAUGGAACCCAUCACCAGCUAACUGUGAAGCACUUCCAAGCUAAGCAGUUGGUUGGUAAGAAGGAAAGCAGGCCCAGGAGUACCAGUGUCAGUAAAUGCAUUCAUUCUUAUUCUAUCUUCACACUGACACAGGGCCAUAAAAAGAUGUGCAGAGGUAGACUGCCUUCCCAGUGGUUCAUAUAUACUUUGCUUCUGAAAAUACUGUAUUGGGAGCAGCAGGCUUUUGAGCAUUAAGUAGUUACUGUAAGGGGAGCAGUGUCUUAUCAUUGCUGAAAUGAAAUCCAGUGCAAAUCAAGUCGAUAAUUAGCAAGUGGGGGACCAGUGCAGGCAAGGGUUACUGGCCCUGUACAUUAGAGUGGUCUUCUAUCAGUAAGAUAAAUGUGACUUCACACAGUGAAAUCCAUUGAACUCUAAUAUGCUAGGAUGAAUCUUGAGCAAAACAUAAGUUUGCAAGACAUCUCAGCAGUCUUAUACAUGACAUGUAUGUGAACUCUACAAACAUUGUAUUGCUGUACCUGAGGCAGCUGCGGUUAAACUCCAGAGCUUUAAUUUUCUGUUUUCAUGCACUGCAAGUUAAAAGUUGGUAAAUACACUCUAGUCUGCAGCUGAACUUUUUUAAAAGCUUUUUUUCCCUUUUCUUCUUUUAAGUUUUCUUGGUUAUACAAGCCUUGAAAAACUCUUUGCCUGAUGCUGUUUUUGCCUUUGUAUACCUGAGUAACUGCUUCCUUUAACAGCUGCUUUCCUUUCUGCAAGAGAUUCUCUUUUUCUUUUUUUUUCUUUUUUUUUUUUUUAACUCAUGGUGUUUGAGAAAUAAACUUUAAAGAUUUUAAAAAUUAUUAGGGCCAUAUUCUCUCCUUAAAUGUGUGUCACUCCCCCUACGUCAAUUGUGUACAUGUAUUGGAGUAGAUUAUGGCCUGAAUGUAUGUUAACACCUACGUAAAUAGAAUGUCUUAAAACAUUUAUUGACUCAGUAUAUUUUGAGAGUUGUUGACAUAAACCAAACGCCAAGAAACUCAAAAGUCAAGUCAGACUUUUGUUCAAUAUUCCCAGUCCUUUGUUAGCUUUGAAUUGCUUACCAGUUUAGUCCUGUUUCAUAUAAUUUUCUCACUUUACACUCAGUGAGUCACUUAUUUAAAAAUACGGGUGGUGUAUAGUAAUACCGGAAUUUUAUCUAGAAUUAUUUGACCUGGCCUUUUUGGACAGAAAACCAAAUAGCACUUUUGGGCUGUAAAACUGAUGAAAGAAAAAUAGGGGGUGGGGAGUGGGGAUUAAGUUCCUUCUACCCCUUCUCAGACCUAAAUAUCUCUAGAAAUGAUUAACACUAUUGUUUGUUUGGUUCUUUUUUAUUUUUAAACUGGGUGUGUGCAUUAGUGCCUAUACACAAUAGACUGGCAACAACUUCAUAGUGCUUCCAAAAAAACAGUGACUUUUCCCCUAGAAUCUUGAAACUCAAAUUUCAGUUUCAAGGAGCCCCCCAGAUUAAAAUCUGUUUUUAUGUUUAACAAGCUAAACAUUCUUCACUGCAGUAUUGUGCCUCAUAGUAGCUCACCUAUUUAAAGGAAACUGAGUUAGUACACAAACCACUUAAAUUAUAAAGAGCAUGGAAAGUAGGGCUGGACUGUUGACUUCAGAAUGGUCAAACUAGGAAGUAGCAGUGCCUAACUGUACCUUAACUUGAUGAUUACAGUCUGCUACACGUAAGGGUAAAAAUGUAUAGGCUUAAUGGGGAAGUUAUUUACCCCUGCCUCUAUUUUAAGGUUCUUUGCUACGUGGUUCUUUGUCACUUUCAAGAUCACCCUUUUACUGGCUUCCCUUGGGUUAGUUUUUCAUGAUUAAAUUACAUUGCAUUAUAAUAUUUUACUGUACCUCUUGGAAGUUAGAUCAGACUCAGUUAUAUAAUCAUGCUUGUGUUUAAUACCUCUCAAAAGGGCAAAUACUCAGUCAUGGACAGCCAGGAAGCUUACUAUGGAACUCCUAUUAAUCAUAGUUGGGACUAAAUCUGUAGACCUGGCAACUGUAUCCUUCAACACACUACAUUUCAGUGUUGCUGUGACAAAAGAGAUCUUGGUUCAAGCGCUCACUGCUGCUGUGAAAAUAUAUUAACCUGUUAUUUUUGUAUUAUAUUUGGAACUGUCCUGUGAAUUGACUUGACUUAACUUUAGACACUGAAGUCAUAAACCUUAUUUCUAGACUAAGAACCAGAGGAGCCGUUUGAAUUCAGUAGGGAGAGGAAGACUCGGCAUCUGUUUCACUGCGUGAUGCUGUAUUUUCAAGGCUGGUUUGGUACAAGGUGGUUGUAUGAGAAUGUGGAAAUAGGUCUUAACUAGGAGUUGCACACCUCAGUUCCUCACAGUGUUUUAAAGGUGUCCUUUUCCAUGUUCUCCAAGAAUGGUUUUUAAUGAGUCUUGAAAAACUGCUUUUAGACUGAAGGAAAUUAAGCAACAAAUAACCAGAAGCCAAGCCAAUAAAAACUUGUGUGCUGGAGCAUAUCUUUAUUGCUGCUUGUUACUA